Messenger RNA from Micropterus salmoides (largemouth bass), 1738 nucleotides. RefSeq names its product adaptor related protein complex 3 subunit sigma 2 (gene ap3s2). The record is from RefSeq and is a predicted model, not a curated record. Gene Ontology annotation, biological process: Golgi to vacuole transport; intracellular protein transport. Bases 135 to 713 code for a protein of 192 amino acids. The transcript has 6 exons. Lineage: Eukaryota; Metazoa; Chordata; Actinopteri; Centrarchiformes; Centrarchidae. Gene Ontology annotation, cellular component: intracellular membrane-bounded organelle; membrane coat; AP-3 adaptor complex.
CCGGAUGUAACCAACUAAGUCAUCCGACAGCUGACAGGCCGUAUAGCACUUUAGCUAACGUCAUCUAAACAGGCAAAAUCUUAAUAUUUUAAUAAUUACUUCAUAGUGUGAUUUGAUAACUCCAAAGAGCAGAGAUGAUUAAAGCCAUCUUGAUAUUUAACAACCACGGGAAACCGCGGCUGAUCAGAUUCUAUCAGUAUUUUGCGGAGGACAUGCAGCAGCAGAUCAUUCGGGAGACUUUCCAUUUGGUAUCUAAAAGAGACGACAACGUCUGCAACUUCUUGGAGGGCGGAAGUCUCAUUGGUGGCUCAGACUACAAGCUGAUUUACCGACACUACGCAACCCUCUACUUUGUCUUCUGCGUGGACUCAUCUGAGAGUGAACUCGGCAUUCUGGACCUGAUCCAGGUGUUUGUGGAAACGCUGGAUAAAUGCUUUGAAAAUGUUUGUGAACUGGACCUCAUAUUCCACAUGGACAAGGUCCAUUAUAUCUUACAGGAGGUGGUGAUGGGAGGCAUGGUGCUGGAGACCAACAUGAAUGAGAUCGUAGCCCAGGUCGAAGUUCAGAACCGCAUGGAGAAGUCAGAGGGAGGUCUGUCGGCGGCCCCCGCUCGCGCCGUCUCUGCCGUGAAGAACAUGAACCUGCCCGAGAUUCCCCGCAACAUCAACAUCGGAGACAUCAAUAUCAAAGUGCCGAGCCUCUCCCCGUUCUGAACAGCAUUCCAGCUGAGCUCUGCAGGGCUGGUGUGCUACUGAUGCAGUUCCCCUCCACCCAGCUCUGUUGUUAAUACAGGGAAAACUGUUUUAUAUAUGUAUAAUGGAACCACAGCAGCUUUUUCUCCUCCUCAAUCUUUUCACAUGAACGGGAGAUAAGCUGUGAUUUAUUUUUGAGUUCUGCUGUGUACAAUUUACAGACUACUCCAGUUGAAGGAUUUGCACAAUAAUGUAAAGUUUGAUUCUAUAAAGCACCAAGAGUAAUAUUCAUAUCUAUGUGUAUUCUGCUAUUCUUCCUGUGUCUUUUAUUUUUUUAUUUUUUAUUUUUUAUUUCUUCAAUUGAUUUCCUACUCUUUCCAAAAGAAAAAUGAACUGUGUUGGCCCAGUCAUCUUUUUCCUCCACAACACUUCUAAAACUCUCAUUCAUCACCAGUUGUCCUGUCUAGGGUUUGAAAACGUUCCCUGCCUAGAGUGAGCUUUUGGACUCGGCACAGCUCACAGUAAUAAGAUCCUUUUGGCUCCUGUAUUCGGCUGUAAUUACUCAAACACAUCUUCGUCAUCUGUUCCAAGUGUGUGUGUGUGUGUCCAUACAUUGCAGGGAUUAGACCCGUCUGCUUGGCUCUUGUCAUAGUUUAUUUUUCCUUCUCUGUAAUAUAUCGUGUCUCUGACACCCUUGUGAUUUGUGAAUAAUAUUAUUGUUCUCCCGGGUGCAGAUUGUGCCCAGUAUGGCAAAUGCAAAUGCUGUUUAGUUCUAGCCAAGUUUUAAUGUGCUGUGGUAGUAUCUUGCCAACAUCUGUUCGGAGAAGCAACAGACUAACAAUGACCUUUUUUGGUUCUUUAAGUGUUUGUAUAAAGUGUGUCUGUGUCUUAUUGGCUGUAUUUAGUGGCCACAUAGAAUUAGAUUGUCAUUUAAGCCUCAUUAAGAGUUUUACCAUUAAGUCCUGUCAAGCCUCUCAAUGAAGGCCAAUGUUUCUGUGUCAAAGACAUUCGGCCCCAAGAUAAAUAAAAUAAAUGGAAAAAGCAAA